AAUAAGAAAGAUAACGAAGGAACAUGCGCAACGAGAGUUACGAGACGACUGAGCCAAGCGGCGAGUCGUAUUUUCAGGGGCGACAUCGACGAUUUGUCUCAAAAUAGAGGCAACCAGCACUUCCUUCAUUCGGCUACACCAUCACCACUCUUACAUGGAGAAAAAGGGAGUUUGUUUCAUACCAUUCCCAGUUUUCCUAAAAGGAAUCGGCAAUCGCUGGCUCCAAAAGCAUCCAAAGAUGUACCUUCCAGUUACCGAUAUCCUGCUAUGACAGAGAAGCCGAAAUGGUGGUGGAGAACUUUGGCCUGCCUCCCUUAUCUGAUGCCUCUUCAUGAGACAUGGAUGUAUGCUGAAACAGCGUAUCAUCUACAUCCUUUUCUAGAGGACUUUGAGUUUCUAACAUAUCCUUUCUUGGGAGCAUUAGGGAGAUUACCGAGUUGGUUUCUGAUGGCAUACUUCUUUGUUGCUUACCUUGGAGUUGUGAGACGAAAGGAGUGGCCCCAUUUCUUUAGAUUCCACGUGGUUAUGGGCAUGUUGCUGGAGAUUGCCUUGCAGGUUAUUGGAACUGUGAGUCGAUGGAUGCCGCUUGCUGUCUACUGGGGCAAGGUUGGGAUGCAUUUCUGGACUGCUAUGGCAUUUGCGUAUUUGUUCACAGUGUUGGAGUGCAUAAGAUGUGCCCUUGCUGGGAUGUACUCCGACGUUCCAUUCGUGUGUGAUGCUGCUUACAUUCAGAUUCCGUACGACUAAUGACAGUAUGUGUAUUAUCAUUGUAAAAUAAGAUCAGACACUAGAAUGAGACCGGAUUUGUAAUUUUUGGUGCUUACUAUGUUGUGCUGUUUCUCUUUUGGAAUUUUGUAUAUCCUCGCAACCAGGAUUUAGCCUAUGUGGAUUGCUAGUUAUGAAUAGGGAUAUUGGUCUCUAAAAUCA
Messenger RNA from Salvia splendens (bonfire salvia), 927 nucleotides. RefSeq names its product protein TIC 20-I, chloroplastic. The transcript is spliced from 3 exons. The record is from RefSeq and is a predicted model, not a curated record. Bases 268 to 747 code for a protein of 159 amino acids. NCBI's taxonomy places the organism in Eukaryota, Viridiplantae, Streptophyta, Magnoliopsida, Lamiales, Lamiaceae.